AUGAUAGAGGAACGUUUGGACAGAUCACUAGCUAACUCAGAUUGGUUAAAGUUGUUCCCCUCAGCCAAUUUAUUCAAUCUUACUGCUUCCCAUUCUGACCAUAGCCCGAUUUUUCUUUGCUACAAUCCUGUGCAAUAUCGGCAGAAGCGGAGGUCAUUUAGGUUCGAAAACUGGUGGCUGGAGGAGGAAGGAGUGUCAGAGGUUAUUGAUGGGGGUUGGGUGGAUGCUGAUACGAACUCGGUUGUUGAGAAGCUUGCGGGUUGUGCCGCUGAGCUGCAGCGCUGGCACAGGUUGCGAUCUAGGCAGAAGAAUGAGGAAAGGGAUUUAAUUCUUGCCCAGUUGGAAUUGUAUCGUGGAAGUGUUGAUCCGGUGAAUGCUGCUCGCUAUAUGGAAGCACAUAAUGAGUAUAAUAAAAUCCUUAUUCAGGAUGACACUUACUAG
Molecule: messenger RNA, 441 nt
Organism: Vicia villosa (hairy vetch)
Lineage: Eukaryota; Viridiplantae; Streptophyta; Magnoliopsida; Fabales; Fabaceae
Exons: 1
Coding region: 1-441 (146 amino acids)
Source: RefSeq, a predicted model, not a curated record